AUGGAGGAGAGGAAAUUGUUAACGAAGAUGGACUUAAGACUCAUGCCAUUAAUCUCAGUUCUUUAUAUUCUAAGCUUCCUGGACAGGGUUAAUAUAGGAAACGCGAAAUUGGCGCAUAUUGAGCGCGACCUGGGGUUAUACGUUAAGAGUUCUACAGUCACAACAUAUCAUAAUUCAACCGUUUCCUUUAACUCCUGUACUUUUGAUGUAGGGGCUAUAUACUUUUUGAGGGUAUCUCACUAUGCACCUGAAUGGGAAGCUUGGGUUAAGCGGAUGGCAAUGGAUUUUCCCGAAGCUGCCAAAUGGCUAACGGAAGAUGAACGCCAAUUGGCUAUUAAACGACUUCGACACGAUGCAGGGCGUGCACACUCUGCUCAUUUUCGUGUCGACCAAAUUGUGAUUGCUGCUAGCGAUUGGAAAGUGUGGACAUCGACGUUUAUAUUUAUGGGAAUUGUUGCCGCUACAUAUUCCUUUUCAUUCUUCAUUCCCACUAUUGUAAACGGCAUGGGAUUUAACCCUG
Acaulospora colombiana is the source of this 520-nucleotide messenger RNA. Lineage: Eukaryota; Fungi; Glomeromycota; Glomeromycetes; Diversisporales; Acaulosporaceae. The record is from the annotation of a GenBank genome assembly.